AUGAAGGUGCACAAGGUGAAAAAGGCGGGCGAGGGCGGCAAGGCGAAGGGCAACACCGGAGAGGGGGGGUCCAGUUUGGUGAAUCUGAAAAUAAAAAAUGAAAAUAUUCACGUAAAAAAUAUCGUACGGACUAUACACUACGUGUAUAACAAUAGGUACGACAGCGAGACGGGCUUCUCCUACAUAAAAGACAUCCUUAAAAAUAUCAUUAAGGGCAAUGUAUACGACGUGGAGCACAAGCGGUACGUGAACGAGUAUUGCAUUUAUGAGCUGUGCGCGAGGAUAGUACUGAACAUGGUGAGGAGCAAUGCUAAGGAUGAAAACUUUAACAAGAUGAUGGAGUUCCUGUUUGACAUUUUGUACUACUGUGAUGUGUUGCUCAGUGAGAAGGCCAGUCGCAGGGGGGGGAGAAGCACCGCUGGGGGUGCCAAUGUUAGCGGCGGGGUCAGCGCCGGGGUCAGCGCCGGGGUCAGCGGUGGGGCCAGCGCCGGGGUCAGCACUGCUUCCAGCGGUGGGAAGGACGCAAGCCAGGAGUAUGAACUCAUCGCCAAGUUCUGGAACAGACUCCUAGACAAUAUAUUCAUCAAAGACAGGAAGCAGCGAAUCAAUUUAUGUAGAGUGGUAAAAGCAUUGGUCAAGAAGGCAUGCACUUUGCAGAUAGAUGUAUCGAACAAGUUGUGCAAAAAACAUGAUCAUAAUAUUCGGAUUCUUUGUCUAAACAUUUUAGAACCCUUUCAGGAUUUCAACACAACAGCUAGCUACUUGCGUUGUCUUGAUGAUUCCCACAAUGCAGUCAGAAUACACGCCAUUCAAAAUAUAGCCAUUUACACAGAUGACACAAACGGGGGGAUGAACAACAGGAAUAAUUACGACCAUUUGAUCAUCCUCAAAAAUUUUCUUGUCAGAAUAAAUGAUACCAAUCCAAACGUUAGAAUAAGUGUGUAUGAAAAGUUAAAAAACCAUUAUUUUUUCAUUCCAUCGGAUAUGAAAUUUGAGUUACUUUUAUGUGGACUUAACGAUAAGGAUAACUCUGUUCGGCAGAGUUGCUACAGUAUGAUUAUCCACUGGGUUCAACACUUCGAUGACAAGAUAGAGAAUCUGCUCCUCCACUUAAUCAAUAGCGAUAUUGAUAACGACCUAAUUGUCGAGCAAAUAUGCAAAAUUCACCUGAGCAAUAUUAGGAAUGGCGUAAUCCGGAGUGGCAGCAGCGAAUUCGAUGACAUGAAGAAGAAAUCAUCAACGGUUGCUCCAUCUGCAGGGGAACGGCAGAGUAGUAGAAGUAGAAACGAGCUGGGCAGCCAAGACAAUCCACGCAAGUCCCACAAUGGUGAGAGUAUGUCCCAAAAAGGUGAGAGUACUUCUCACAACAAUGACGGUACUUCUCACAAUAAUGACGGUACUUCUCACAAUAAUGACGGUACUUCUCACAAUAGUGAUAGGAAUAGCCCCUAUGGAGAGGCCUGGUAUACCCACUGCAUAAACAACCUGUUCCUGCUGAACGCAGCGGAGCUGUACAUUCUUCGAGUGUACGUUCAGCAUUUUUGCGACGAACAAGAGAAGGAAAAAAUCGACGCACUGAAGGUGAUCAACGCAGUGUACUACUACAUGCACCUGAGCCGAUUCAAUGAGAAGGUCUACUACAACAGGAAGAACUAUAUUAACUGCAUCGAAAAUAACGAGAGUGAUCAGGCGGAUAAUCUCCACCUGUUCUGUACAUGUGGGAAGGGUAACUCGGAUAUAAAGACCCUGGAGGAGGCAAGGAAGAGGAGGUUCAUGGAGAGUUCCAUUUUUGACGACGAGCUUUGCGAUAAGUGUAUGUACUACCGGGCUGUGUGUAGCAACCAGGACGGUGUGAAUAAUGAUGCGGAUGGAACUUCGGCCAAUCGGGUAGAGAGCGAAGGGGUGAACAACCCAGGCGAGCACGUCCUCAUCAACGAAGAUAAUAUUAACGAAAAUUACAACUACAUAUGUAACAUGAAGAACCUGCUGAUGAUCUGCAAAUAUUUGGAUAUCAUCGAGACGUACCAGGUGGAUAAAAUACUCAAAUGCUGCUGCACCGUCCUGUUGAGGGGUCCCCUCCGAGAAGUCAUCAUAAAAUGUAUGCUGAACAACACGGGGGUCAAUUACUACAAACUGCAGAAGGGGCACAUCACGUGUGCCUACUGGCUGAGCAGCAGUUAUGUAUACGCCUGUUUGGAGCUACUCCGACAGAUGGUCUACAUAAAGAACAAGAACUGCGACGUGAAUGACGUGGAAAUUAGUCUGACCAAUCAGAUACUGGGCAUCAUCUCGGAGAUUAAGGAACCGUUCGAAAACCCGGAGAGUGAGGGCCCCUUCUUCGCGGUAGACACGGUCAACUUUGCAGAGGAGGAGGAAAAGCAGCAAAAUGAGCAGACGCAGAAGCAGACGCAGAAGCAGACGCAGACGCAGGCGAGGCUGGAAGGCUCCCCUCGAAAUGGGACAGAGAGUUCCCCUAAACUGGCUGCAAAGGAGCAGGCGGAGAAGAACCCCCUGGCGGCGCUCUUCAACAACAUCCUCAACGUGGAAAACGACACCAUCUUUGAUAUCAUCAGGAAGAAGAAACUAAGCACUCUGUCGAUCGAGCACCUGCUGAUCCUGUGCAGGAAGAUGCAGCACAAGCUGGACGUCACAGAGGCGAAGAUAAAAGAUUUGACCGAGAUGGAUAGGGAACGAUCUGCUGAAGAAGUAAAGUCCCCUAAGGCAGAUGAGCAGAAGCAGGCUAACAACAAUCACCAUCCACUCUUCGCAUUCCAUGACCAGAUCAGACUACACACGCAAAUAUUUAUAAAGCAGAUAACAAUGUUGAGUUUGCUUCGACUAGAACUUAAAAGGAGAUGGUUAAGAAUUCUAUUCAUAUUGGAAUCAUUUCUAUGCAAAAGUAAGUCUCACUGUUCAUUCGAUUCAGCUUUGCGAGAAUUCCCAAACGAGUUGUUACUUCCUGCAUUGAAUUUUUGUUGCUCCAUAAUGCCAGAAUGGGAUGACAAAGAAAUAGAAGAUCAAUUUUAUGAUAUAAUUGUUUCCAAGUGUUUGGGUAAUUGGUGCAUGUAUAUAAGUAAUGACGAUGAAUUGAAGAAGCAGAUUUAUGCUUACAAAACUGCAAUAGUGGAUACAUGUGAAGUAUUGAAUAACUGCCUUCUUAGUAUUGAAAAUAUUCACGCAAAAGUUUAUCCUAGUGUGUAUCAGAAGGGCAACAUCGAUUUGAUGACUCAGACAGAAAGGGGACUUAAUAAAAGUGGUGUUGCAGGAAAUGUUGGGCAGGGGGGAGAUCCACAGGAUGAUGACACGAAUCAACGAAGAGGAACAUACGAUGAGGAUGUGAAUAGCCAACUUAUUUUCUAUGAAUAUAAUCCCCCAAAUGAGUCCCUAUUGAAUUAUUUUGCGACGAAUCAGAAUGCAUGGUAUGAAUAUAAGGAGUUGUUAGAAAAAUUAGAAAUAAAUUCUUUGCGGUGUGAAAUAUACAUUUGCGUUUUGGGAGACUUACUCAUGACGCACCCAAAUUUAAACAAUGAUAAACUGAUUAUCGAUGCGAUAGAAAAUAUUUGGAGCUAUCUAAAUGGCACUGUCAACACGAGCAAAUAUAUUCAGUCCAUAUGUCUGCGAGUCUUCUGCAAGUUAUUGUUAACCGAAUAUUUGGGGAAUCACAUUUACAGAUUGUCCAAUGAGGAAAUGCACAGAAUGGUGAGAAGGUCAUCCAAUAAAUUGAGAGCUCUAUUUGAAAUGUGCUUCCUCAUCUCUCCUUCUACAUACAAUUGUGUCCAGGAUUUCAAAAAAAUUAGUACAUUUAACAUAACGAAUAUAAAUGCACAUGAUAAACUGUUCCUCUUUUCUGUGUUCUCUAUGUAUCCUUCCAUGAGUGAGACUAAUCUGUUGGUCUUUCAUUUCACCUUCGAAGAAGUACUACUAAAAACAUGCGACGGAGUUUUGAAGCAUAAGUUGAGGACCAUCAACUAUACCAAUAUUCUCACCUUUAUUAUUUUUACCAUUCUGCAUAAGGCCAAUAUACAUUUCCUCGUUGCGCACUUCCCCAAGUACAUAAAAUCGAUCCUACUGGUCAUCAUAGAGAAGGGUGUCGCCUUGACUAGCCGCUCAAACAUUGUCGAGCUGGUGUACAAAAUUAUACACAUUUAUCUCUUUCACGACUUGGGAGAUGUCCGGGGAAGGGGCACCUCCGCAGCUUCCGCUUCGGCCGAGGCUGCUGUCCCUGCUUCUAGUUCCAUUUCCGCUCCCACCGCUGAUGGGGGAAGUGCCAAAGUGGGCGGGUCGUACGAACCCAGGGAAGCGAAAAAAAGAGGCAGGAAAAAAAAAAACGCAGCACUUUCUGAAGAAACAAACGAGAAAAAAGAAGCAGAAGAUAGAGAAGCAAACCUAAAGACUCAUACCAAUUUCGAAAUAGAAAUGGAACAAGCAGAAAGAGAAGCACAGGAAGAAAAAAAGGACCAAAAAGGAGACAAUAAAAACUACACCAUUUUCUUCAAAAGUGCCCUCUCAGAUGUUAACACCACCAUUAAAGAUUUAAAGACGUUUUAUGUUCUCAUCAAUUUUUGUAUGCACUCGAGUGAUAUUAUAAAAUCGAAAAAUGAAAUUAAAUUGUGUGAAGCAUUGAAGGAAUGUUUGCAGAAAAAAAUAGACGAGGUUAGGACCUACUUCGUACAAAGGAACCUUGUGGUUGGUGCUCCAACAGGGGUAGAACCCCCAACCAUGGCGAAUACAAAUACCCUUCUAGAUGUAGCCAAAAUGGACGCCCUAAGGGAAGAAGCCAUUUAUGAGGAAAUCAUUAAUGAGUAUGUUAACUAUAUAGCAACUUUGCCGCAAAGGAGAUUUUCCUACCCAGUUGUCCCCAGGGGGGGGGAUGGCUGCAAUGAGGAGGAAAUGUCAGCAGAAGAAAUCAUGGAACAAAUUGGUCAUAGUGCGAAUGGGGAACGCCCAAGUGAAUGCAUCUCUCAUCAUGUGCGUACUGCCGAUGAUAUGUGUAGUGAAUUACCAAAUGGAAGCUACGGACGCCUCUUCGAGAAGGCGGCCCACUUGGCUGUUAAGGUGAAAUAUCCUCCCGGUGAGCCUGCCAUAGAACACAAAGAGACGCAUGACGAAUUCAUCGACGCAAUUGAAGAGGCGUCAUGUUCGAUCCAAAACAGUUUCGAGACCAUCGAUGACGUUAAGAAGUUUAGCUCCCCCCUUGACGACCUUCUAGAUGUGGACACUGUGCCCAAGCUUGCCGCCGCCCGGAGCGACGAAACGGUUUUGCAGCACGAGCGGGAUGGCUCCCCUUGCGUAGGCUACAACCGGGAGGAGGCGGCAGUGGAGGAGGCAUCAGUGGGGAAGGCAUCAAUGGAGAAGGCAGCAGUGGAGGAGGCAGCCGUGGAGAAGGCAGCCGUGGAGAAGGCAGCAGUGGAGAAGGCAGCAGCCGCCGAACCCGCCGAACCCGCCGAACCCGCCGAACCCGCCGAACCCGCCGAAGAAACUCCCCUUAGGGAAGACCCCCCCAACGGCAGCAGCAUGAAGCGAGAUAAGCGAAACUCCCCGCGCAAGCUAACCGAACUGAACAUAAGUUCCAGCGAAGAAAGCCCCGCGGACGAGGAGCACCCCUCAAGCUUGAACGACUUCGAGAGCGUGAGGGAUGCCGCCGAUUUUGACGACCACAGCAGCGGCAGCAGCGGAAGCAGCACGCACAGCAACGACUCCACCGCCAUGGCCUUUAAGCGCUUAAAUAAAUUGAAGCGCACCAGCUACACGAACGUCGUUUCGAAGUGA
Molecule: messenger RNA, 5769 nt
Organism: Plasmodium cynomolgi strain B
Lineage: Eukaryota; Apicomplexa; Aconoidasida; Haemosporida; Plasmodiidae
Exons: 2
Coding region: 1-5769 (1922 amino acids)
Biological process (GO): mitotic chromosome condensation
Cellular component (GO): condensed chromosome; condensin complex
Source: RefSeq, a predicted model, not a curated record